AUGUAUCAAAUUCCGCAGUCAUUUCAACGUUUUUUGAGCAAAAAGUCGAGUAAUCGGACUGAUGGGACUAUUUUGCGGUGGAGGGAGGCUUUGAAGAAGGCCUCCAAGUCUUAUCAAAGUGACCCUGUCAAUUUGUACCGACGCUACCGACCAUAUUUGGCUACCCUGCUUUCCGAGAUUGCCGAAAACAGUCUAUCACUAACUGACUUUCCAAGCUCUUUGCAAUAUAACCCGUUUUUUGGAAAGGAUGUGAAGAAGGGAGCCCAAACUAAAGGGGGUUACUCAAAAGUUGUCGUAUUUAUUGUUGGAGGAGUCACCUAUGCUGAGGCUGGAGUCCUGGAAUCAGAAAAUUGGCCUUUUCAGGUUAUUUUGGGAGGAACUCGAAUUCACAAUUUUGACACGAAAAUCUUCUCGCUCGUAACACUGGAACGUAUUAAGGACCCUGUUAAUGAAUAUCUGUCGGCUAGCCAAAGUGGAUUCAGGCCUGGGCGAUCAACUGCAGAUGUAGUAUGGGGACAUAGAUGGAUCUGUGCCAUAUCUCAGAAAUUUAAAAUGGCGACCACAAUAUUGGGCAUUGAUAUGAGCAGGGCAUUUGAUACAAUCCGCAGAGACAAGCUAAUGGAGAUCCUCAAAACUAUUCUUGACAAUGACUCGAUCAGAAUGGUUCGAGCACUACUUAUAGACACCGAGUUAACGGUGAAGAUCGGACCCGUACAAUCAAGAUCUUUCAAAACAAGCAUUGGAACGCCCCAAGGUGAUUCAAUAUCACCUGUACUAUUCAUUGUCUAUCUUGAAGCGGCACUAAGAGAUCUGAGAAAACUAGUGAAGUCUACUUCAAUAACUGAAGUGAUAUAUGCCGACGAUUCGACUCUCGAAGAACUGCUGAACAUUGCUCCUCAGGCACUGGAAAAAUGGUUCUUAAAAGUGAACAUAGAAAAAACCGAAUAUGUAACAAUCAACCGGGAGGCAAAUAGAACAGACGAAAAAUGGCGAAACUCGAAAAAAGUUGGAACUCUUUUAGGAGAUAGUGAAGACAUUAUGAGGAGAAAGAUGCUAUCGACUGUUGCACUUAACAAACUGCGGACCACUUGGCUACGAAACCGCGAGGUUGGAACGGCCUUACGUGCCAAAUUAUACAAUGCUUUUAUUAAACCCAUACUUUUGUACAACGGAGGAACAUGGGGAAUAUCUGAGUCUGAAUCAAAAUCUCUUGAUGCAUUCCAUAGAAGACAGUUAAGAAUUCUUAUUGGCAUCAACUGGCCAAAGAAAAUCAAGAACUCCACCCUAUACAAUAUCUGCAACAGCAGACCCGUCAGUGUGGACAUUACCGAAGCACGUUGGCGCCUAUUGGGCCACAUUCUAAGACUCGACCAGGAUGUUUAUGCUAACUGGGCAAUGGAAUCAUAUUACGCAAAGGACGAAAGAUCUGCGUCCCGAGGACGCCCACGAAAUACAUUACCUAUUGUAAUCUCAAAAGAACUACAACGCGUUAAAAGACAACUGAAAAAUGGAGACGACCUAGAUACUCUCAGGAGUAUAGCAUACAACCGCACAUCAUGGAAAAUUAUGACCGAAAAGAUAGUCUCAUAUGUGGCACAUGUGGGAACUUAA
This is a messenger RNA of Octopus sinensis (East Asian common octopus), 1611 nucleotides long. RefSeq lists its product as uncharacterized. Gene Ontology annotation, biological process: vesicle-mediated transport. The transcript is spliced from 2 exons. NCBI's taxonomy places the organism in Eukaryota, Metazoa, Mollusca, Cephalopoda, Octopoda, Octopodidae. Bases 1 to 1611 code for a protein of 536 amino acids. The record is from RefSeq and is a predicted model, not a curated record.